AUGGCGACCGUGAAGUGCUCAGCACCUCCCUUCUCCAUCCAGCUCCUCGAGCAACACGCCGUCGCGUGCCAAGGCGAGCGCGACCAGCUCCUAGCGCUGUUGCCCGCGCUGUAUCGCAAAGAGUCUGGUGACUUGGCCGCUGCCGGUCAGCAUGUCACGGCCUGUGUCGAGGAGGAGCUCGACCUGCGGCGGCUCGCAAGCAUCCACGGCUGGCUCUGGGUUGCCGGUCUCCCCUUGCCGCCGCGUGCUCUGCACCACCAGCUCUUGCUAGGACGGGAGAUCUUCGUCACGGAGCGGAUGGACAUGCAUCUCGUCUGGACGGCCGGCAGGAUGUUCCUCAAGCCGAUCCCCCGCUUCCUCCUUGACCCGACCUUCUGGGCCCGAUACCUCGGCUGCGGAGAAUGCGGGUGUUCACCCGACAUGAACAGUGCCACCCAGACGGAAUGCAGGCGUCCAGGCCUCCGCCGACGGGCGCUUGGCUUCCUCUUCUCCUACGCCGCGCUCCUUUUGCAUGAGAGCGAUUUCUUUAUUGCCCAAGACAAGCAUCUACUGCCGCCAGAGGUAACAUGGUGCGGAUGGCGGAUGCUCGUCGAGCAGCUGGACACCGAACACAUCUACCCCCAUAUCGACCCGCGUUUUAUCCACGGUGAGCUGCGUCUAAGUCGCCUAAAUAAGAUAUACGCCCUGACACGGACGCCGAUGCGCGGAUACAUGGCUCGCUGGGAUCGCUACGGCGCCUUCUUCUAUAAUCACUUUGCUUGGCUGGCCAGCGCAAUAGUGUACAUCGCCAUUGUCCUGACUGCCAUGCAGGUCGGGUUGGCGAUGGAGUCCCUCGGCCAUAAUAAGGCAUUCCAAUCUGCGUCAUACGGCUUCACGGUGUUCUCUAUUCUAGGACCCCUUAUUGCUGUGUCAGUUAUUAUUCUUCAAUUCUGGAGUAUCUUUCUAUGGAACUGGAUAAAGGCUGUUCACCAGAAAAGAACACGUUACGCUAAGCUGCACUUCUUACAACUUUAA
Akanthomyces muscarius is the source of this 1014-nucleotide messenger RNA. RefSeq lists its product as uncharacterized. Lineage: Eukaryota; Fungi; Ascomycota; Sordariomycetes; Hypocreales; Cordycipitaceae. The transcript has 2 exons. The record is from RefSeq and is a predicted model, not a curated record. The coding region runs from base 1 to 1014 and encodes 337 amino acids.